Molecule: messenger RNA, 6259 nt
Organism: Prinia subflava (tawny-flanked prinia)
Lineage: Eukaryota; Metazoa; Chordata; Aves; Passeriformes; Cisticolidae
Gene: PGPEP1
Product: pyroglutamyl-peptidase I
Exons: 5
Coding region: 71-700 (209 amino acids)
Biological process (GO): proteolysis
Cellular component (GO): cytosol
Molecular function (GO): pyroglutamyl-peptidase activity
Source: RefSeq, a predicted model, not a curated record
GGCGGGGCCGCGCUCACUGCGGGGCGGCGGCGGCGGCGGGACGGGACGGGACGGACGGGACGGAGCCGCGAUGGAGAAGCCGCGGCGGGCGGUGGUGGUGACGGGGUUUGGGCCGUUUGGAGAACACGCUGUGAACGCCAGCUGGAUUGCAGUUCAGGAGCUGGAGAAGCUGGGGCUGAGGGAUGACGUGGAUCUGCACGUCUAUGAGGUCCCUGUCGAGUACCAGACCGUGCAGAGACUCAUCCCUGCCUUGUGGAAGAAGCACAGUCCCCAACUGGUGGUCCACGUGGGAGUGUCGGGCAUGGCCACCACUGUCACCCUGGAGAAAUGUGGCCACAACGUGGGCUACAAGGGGCUGGACAACUGUCGCUUCUGCCCGGGCUCGCAGUGCUGCGUGGAGGGUGGCCCCGAGUGCAUCGACUCCGUCAUCGACAUGGACGCCGUCUGCACCAGGGUCUCGGCGCUGGGGCUGGACGUCACUGUCACCAUCUCCCAGGACGCUGGCAGGUACCUCUGUGACUUCACCUACUACACCUCCUUGUACCAGAGCCGUGGCAGGUCAGCGUUUGUCCACGUGCCCCCCCUGGGAAAACCUUACUCUGCAGAACAGCUGGGCCGGGCCCUGCAGGCCAUCAUAGAGGAAAUGCUGGAUGUUCUGGAGCAUUCCGAAGACAAAAUCAAUUGUCAGCAUGAACACUGAGCCUGGCCAAGAGCUCUCCUAGUAUUGCACUUCCAAAAUUUUUUCCCUGCUGCCGAAGUAUUGGGAGGGAAAAAACAAAACAAAACAAACAACACAAAAAAAACCACCCCGGUUCCGGACCCAGAAUUGGAGACUCCAAAAAAAAAAGGAAAAUUCCUCAAAUUCCACUUCUAGAAAUUAACUUUUUUUGUUGUCGAAUCUGUGAGUUUCAGCCUGAGCAACAAAGGAUUCAGAAUCUCUUCUGUAAAUCACCUGCAGCUCCUCAUUCCUGAAGCUGGGAGCUGGCAGGGAAUGGAUCCUCACCUGCCUGAUCCUCCCCUGGACUCGACCUUCAGGUGCAGGAAUUGCUCUCCCAGUCCCCUCAUGGCUAACUCCUGAAUUGAAACGUUUCUUUCGCUUGGUUUUGGGUUUGUUUUCCCCCCUCUCUUGACCCAAAUUCAAGGUGAUCAUGUGGAAGGACAGCUGGAGUUUGGGCUGGUGUGGGGCUGUCUUGGAAAGCAGAGUUUGGUGGCUCUGAGGAGCCUGAAAUGGCUUUGCUGGGAUGGGAAAUGAUUUUAGGCACUGAUUCCUCACUCCACAUCCUCCAAAUAUCCGUAGGGUGUCUGUAGCUGCAGCAGAAGGGAUGUGUUUGGGGUUCCUUUUGGAACCCAAAUCCAGCUGCAGUUUUUGUUGGUUUUUUUUAAUUUUUGGAGCCUGACUCCUAAAUCUUUCCAAAUCUCUUUUUCCUGCCUCUCUCUUGGCCACGUCCCUCCCUCAAGUCUGGCAUGGACCUCGUGUACCAAACACCUCUGUUCAAAUGUGUCUAAAACCAGCCAGAAGUGGGCACAGGGCUUUGCUGAGGGCCACUUUCCCCACAGGAGAUCUUUAUCCUGGGCUCUUGGUGCUCCGUGCUGUUUUUAGAGUGAAGGUUGAGUGAUUUAUAACUCCCUUAGCUGCAAAUUCUCCCUCUUGUCCCAGGAUGGGAGAGGAAUGCUUAACUGAGAUCCCAAUUCCACCUCGAUUGAGUGGAGGCAUAAAAACGCAGGUGGAAGGAAGGACACCCUGCAAAAAUCAAAUGUCAGCUCUUCAACCCAAUCCCAACCAGAGGGAAUGGUUUGAAAUUCAGGAAUUUUGCCCAGAGUGAGGAUUCCAGGCUCCUCCUUGGUGUCCCCCUCCCAAUGGGAGGGUGCAAAAAGUGAUGCUGCUUGUGGGAACUUUCCCAGGAAUUAUUUUGGGGAAGGGUGCAGGAUCUCAGCAGGUGGGUGACGCUGGUGAUUUGCUGGCAAAUUUUGAGAUUCCAGCAAAAAAAAAACCCAGCUGGAGCUGGAGCAGGAACAGACACAGAACUGGGAGCUGAGGUCUCGUGGAGAGGCCAUUUGAAGGGAGAAGUCUGAUUUGAACGGAUGCUUUUACAAACAGAUAUAAAUACGUGUAAAACAGCGUUUUAAAGGUUUUUAAACCCCGUGAAUUGAAUUUCUCUGGUGCUGACUGGCUCUGCUAUAGUAACUCUCAGUGAGAGCUGCCCUGAGAUGUCUGGUGACAGGACAAAACCACUCCUUGUAACCCUUGAGACAAAGGGACAAAGACUGACUCUGCUGAGGGCACCUGAGCAGGGAGAUUUGUUUUGGAUAGCCCCAAGGAAAUUCCUUCUCUGUUCACCAUCCAGGCCUUCCUGCUCAGAGGAAUUUGCCUUCAAGUGAAACAUUCUUGUAUCCGAGGUAGCACUUGUCAGAUUUCCUGAUUAGUAAUUUAUUCUAUUUAAUAUUUUGUUGAAAUCUUCGUGCUUUGACACAGGUUUUGUUGGGUUUUUUGGUUUUUUUUUGUGAUUAGUUGAGCUCCUUACCCCCAUAGGAUUAUCCCUUUGUUGAUGAGAAGUUUUUUGUCCUGGGUGUUUCGUAGCUGCUAAACUUGGGGAAGGGGAAUAUCCCACGGGGUUUGGUGGUGGAGUAAUUCCCAGAAAAGCUGCUUGAUCCACCUGGAUGAAAUAAAAGUGGAAACCCAACAGAUUGGUGAGGCCACACCGAAAUUCCAAGCGUGGAAUCUCAGAGCAGGGGCAGGAAGGGCUCCCCAGAGGGGUCAGAGGAGAACCUGGGCGGGCUCUGUGUGGGAUCAGGUGAGAUAUUCCCUGUCCAUCCCUGUCCCUGCACCCUCUGGAGCCUGGGACAUCCCCCUGGAUGUGGCUGGAGGCUCAGGAUCCACCAGCAGGGAGCACAGACAGCAGCAGUUCCGUGGGCAGGGCGUCCUCCCACGCUGGCUCGUUCAGCCUGGGCAUUUAUUUCCUCUUCAGCACCUAAAAAUAUUCCUUUUCCUGGGUGUUCUCUGCUGUUCCAGGGGAAAAUCCAGAGCCAGCUUGAGCCUGCUGGAAAUUGAGGGCUGCAGUGCUUGGCCUUGGGUGUGGCAGCAUUAAAAAAAUCCCAAUUUUUGGGAGUACCUCGAGCGUUGCUUCGAGCUGUGCUUUUCCUCCCAAUCUGUUUUUGGGAAGCUCCACGUGAUCAGUUCCUUAGAAAACAUAAUUUAUUUUAUACUCUUUUUUGGGGGGGAGGGUUGGGAAAUUAGCCUGAGGUUGUGUUUAUAAAAGGUAUCUUGGUGGUAGAGAAAUUUCCUGUAGCCCAACUUGGGGAAAAAAUGGCAUUAAACUAAUUUUAUUUAAUAUGACCUAAAUUAAAUACUUUGGGGUUGGGGUUUUUUUUUUAAAGCUUUUUGUUGUUGUUGUUGCUCAAUUCACAAAGCUUUUCCUACAGAUCCCUGUUUUCUUUGAGAAUAGGACAUCAAACUGAUGCAGAGCUUCCAAGAGCUGAUUUUUGCUAAAUCCUCUUUGCUUUCCGCAUCAUCAAUUAACAGAAUUUGCUAAUUUGCACUGACUGGGAGACCUGUUGCCAACCCCAAAAACCUUUGUGCUAGUAAAAGCAUAGGAAGUUCAGGUGGAGCAUUCAUUCCCGUGCCUGUGAUGUGGGAAAAAUGGUAAAAAACAGGUGAAAAUUUAGGGUGCUGUGACUGCAAAAUUGUCUCUGGGGAUAAAGGUUCAGGGGGGAAAAAAGGGGCUGAGGAUUUUUGGUGUGGAAGAGAGGAUUAGGGAAGUUCUGCUGGAUUUGGGUCUGGUUUCGUUUCUCUGCCUGGGGCAGGGUCUGGCCCACGUGUUGGGGAGUGUUUGGGAUGAAAAUUGAAUUGUUCCAGCCCUGAAGUGCUGCAGAGGAGCUCCAGAGACUCAUAAAUGGUGAUGCUGCUGUGGGGAGGUGAAUUAAACUCGGGAAUCCGCUUGAUAAACCCAGGAAAAAGGAGCUUGGAAGGCUCCUCAAGGAUUCCUGUGGGAUUUGAUGCUCCUCAGGGACCCCUCCUAGCCUGGGGGGGUUCUGUGCUUGAAGGUUGGUUGGAAUUUUUUGGGGGGGAGAUUUUGGGGAGUCUGUCAGCUCCUGCAGAGCAUUUCACCUUCCCUGGAGCAUUCCCCGACCUCCCCAGCAGUGGGAGAGGUGGGAAAGGAUGGAAAGGUCAGGAAGAGGGUUUGAGGUGGGGAACUGUGGUUGUGACAGGAGCUGCUCAGCUCCCAGAGUUAUUCCAGGAGCGGCCUGAGACUUUUAAAAAAACCCUAAAAAAAAGCUGCUCAGCUUUGGGAUAAAUUUGGGAUCGAUGCUUCCUGGGAGCCCUGAGGGUGGUGGUGCCCAUUCCUUGAUCCAGGGGUGUGUGGUUGAUCCCCUCCGUGGGGUUUGUGCCGUGGAAAAUCCCCUAGGAAAAGGUGUUUGUGUCUGACCUCACCUGGGGCCAGGUGUAGAUGUAGCAUCCAACCCCCCCCGUGUCCCAAACAGGCAAUAUUGAACAUUCCAGUGCCUCAGCAGCUGGAAAAAUGGGAUUAUUCCAGGAAUAAAAACCCAGGAGAUUCCAGGCCUGCUCGGACAGCACAGGCUCCCAGUGUUGUUGGGUUUGGUAAGGAAAGGUCUAAAAAAUGUUCAGAACCCACUGAAGUUUGUUCUGAUGCUCGAAUAAUUGUGAAUCAAGUUGAAACUGGAGGAUCUUUGAGGUCCCUUCCAACCCAAACCAUCCCGGGGUUCUCUGACUCCUUGCCCUGGUGGGCAGAUUAUUUUUUAGGAAUUUUUUUAGGGAUUGCAGGAUUUCUUCAAGCCAAAAAUGGGAAAACCCUGGAAAGGAGGGAAAAUUUGAUGAAUCCCUGCUCCCACGGGAGCUGCAGCAGCGAUGACAGUCUGGGGCUGUGGUUUAAUCCCUUGGGACUCCUGAAUCUUUUUCACUUCUCCUGGAUUUCUCCUGCAUUUCUCACUCCAGCCAAGGCUCAGACACGGAGCUGCUGCAGGAGGGAGUGGUGGUGUCCGAAAUCUGACUGAAAAUCAGGAUCUUCAGGCAUAAAAGUUAUUUUCUGUGGGGCUUUUCUUCAUUCUGAUUUCCAGAUUUCGCCCCGCAGUGCAGAUGAAAUCGCCAGCAGUGAAUUUGUACAGAUCCUUUCCCAAAGUAACUUCCUCCCUCUUAUCUCCUUUUACUUUAAUACUAUAUCCAAUAAUAUUUUAAUGAUAUAAUUUUAUUUUAACGAUAGGAAUUUCAGAGUUGCAAAGGCUCUUUCUAAAGUUGUUGACUUGGAGAAAACUCCCCCCUUGUUGAUACCAUAAAUACUCAUCUUGAUCUAGAUGGAUUUGUUAUUUUUGCACCAGAAUCCCUAAUUUUUUCGCAGUAUAAAGUGCACUUUUUCAUAAAAAAAACCCUGUAUUCCUGUCUGAUGAGUGUCUUAGGGGCUGAAAGGGAUAUUCUGCCAAAGCUCCAGGGCUGAGGGCGUUGUUAAUUCUUCGAGGUAUUUGUUGAAACCUGGGACCUGCUUCUGCUCAGUCUAUUUUGAGACAAAGUAGGGAAGGAAACGCCUCCCCACAGAUAUUGGAGGUGGGAAAUGAAACUUCCACUGCCCUUACGGAAAACUCCGUGGUACUUCCAAAUCCACCUUCAGGUUUCCGAUUGCACCAGCCUCUUAAAUCACAAAUGUUUACUUUGCUGAUCAGGGAGUGCCUUGUCCUGUGCUGGGCUGACGUUUGGGAGGUAGGAUGGUGAUGGGGAUGGACCUGCCCCAUGUGUGGGUGGAAAAAUUGGGCUGGAAACGCCAGAAUUGGUGGGAAUCCCUGUUAUUAUCCGUGGGUGCUCCUCAGAGACCGCACUCACCGAGCUCCCAGCUUUGCUCACACACACACACGGCCCUGCCAGAGGGAGCAAACACAAUUUGCUGUCCCAUCCUCACUUUUGGUUGGGUUGGCCCCAAUUCCUGAGGGUUCUGCUGUCUCCCCUCGGGCCGUUUGUCCAGACCCUUCUCCAGCGUCCUCCGUGUGUCCCUUGUGAAGCCACCAAGUGUCCGUGUGGGCAUCUCAGGUGUCACCUCGUGCUUGUCAGGGCUCCUGGAGCGCCGAUGCCACCCCGUGGGGCUGCUCUUGUCCCCGUGUGUUCUUGCAGUGCCUUGUAAACCCCAACGACCCCCACGUCCCGUGGGGGCCGCGGGGUCGGGGGCCGGCGACGCGCCCCCAGCUCGUACUGCCAGACUGGGCUUUGUAACUGAGGAUUUAACCCCUGUUUCAAAGGAAAUAAAGAGUUUAACUCUGA